Molecule: messenger RNA, 453 nt
Organism: Trichomonas vaginalis G3
Lineage: Eukaryota; Parabasalia; Trichomonadida; Trichomonadidae
Exons: 1
Coding region: 1-453 (150 amino acids)
Source: RefSeq, a predicted model, not a curated record
AUGUAUCAGGGACUCCAAAUUCCUCUUAAUGAUGCAAAGAAGUACUACAAGGCCGGUCAAUUAGCUGAAGCAUUUGACUGCUAUGAACUUGUUAUCAGAUCUUGCUACACUAACGAUAAUUUCGAUGAAACUUUUAUCGAAGAUUUCUCAGAAGCUCUUUCCUGCAUUGUCGCAAUUGCUACUAAACUCCAAAUUAAGAAUUUAGCAGAAGUUAACGCAAUCAUGGAUAAUUUCCUUAAUGAACUUCUACGUGCUCGGGGUGAGAAAGAUGAUGCUAAGCGCGCUGAAUUAAUUCGUGAAGUUUGCAUCAAAUAUAGUGAUCAAAUCAUGAAGCAAAACCCUGUAAUCAGAAAGAAACUGGUUUCAUCUAAUAUUUCGACAUAUGUCAUCGCUGGAACUGCUGUUCUUGCUGCUUCUGCUGCAGCUUUCCUUUUCUUCUCAAGAAGGAAGUAA